AAUGCCAACAACGCCAUCAUCAAUAAUAACACCAACUUAGUAGGCUGUGGGAAGUUGCCCCAGAACAGCGCCAACGUAAAACGCAUAUCAGCGGUACCGAUGGGCAAGUUUUCCCGCCCCACUCUGCCGCCUCUGCAGUCGGUGAACUUGGGCUGUGGAGAUGGCUUUGUGCACACCCCUUUCACCCCUAUAAACACAGAAGCCACACCCACACCUCGGACGGGGACCGUGACCUCCUCGCCCACCUCCCCUUUCUCCAGGGUCAGGCUAAAGCCAAACCUCACGUCCACCUCGAUCGGGACCACCGCUACCACUGCUGCUACAGUGUCAAACACCAUCCCAAACGAAGUAUCACAGCCACGACCGUUGCAGGCCUCAGCAACGUGUCCGCUCAUACCUGAGGUGUUUCGCGCCACCACAAACAGCAACACUAGCGCCCUCCAACGGAGUCCCAGCACAUCACGCUUCGCUCAGACCCAGCUACCCUGUAAAUUCGCCCCCAACAACAGCUUGCCACCAGAAUCCCUCAACUUCCCACCCAUCAUUGAUGCCCUCUGGGAAGAACCCGAUGGCAGUGAAGAUCGAUCUCAGCCGAGCAGUUCACUGGUGUCAAUCAAUGUCGAGGCACUGCCACCACCACCGCCACACAUUCUGAACCCCUUUAUUCAACGAACCUCACCACAGACCUCGGUCAGUCUCCAGUCCUGUCAUCACGUUCCUGGUGUCUCCACUUUCUGCAAUUCUGCCUGCUGCCAACAGAAGCACCAGCAACAGCAUCAGAAAGGAGAGGAGAUUGUAGUGGAGAAGGUAGAGAAUGAAGAUGUCUCCUCCACAAAGCCUCCACCUCCCGUACUACCAGCGAUUGAGGAGGCCCAGAAAAUCUACGAUUCUCUGCCCGAUAAUACUCUCUUCCUUCAACCGGAUAGUAUUCGUCUCAUGGAUCGUUUGGGGGAUGGAGCCUUUGCCUCCUCCUCCUCCUCCUCCCUCCUCCUCCAGAGUCAGGUAAAUCCUCAGACUCCUACGAUCUCUGAUGCACACAUGGAAAGUAGGUGGGAAACGGGUACGGACUGCAACCUAGAUGGCUUUUACACUAAAUUUUGUGCUCAAUUGGGCCUACGACGACAGCAGGCGGAGCUCACCAGUCCCUCCUAA
Hydatigera taeniaeformis is the source of this 1152-nucleotide messenger RNA. Lineage: Eukaryota; Metazoa; Platyhelminthes; Cestoda; Cyclophyllidea; Taeniidae. The record is from the annotation of a GenBank genome assembly.